Perca fluviatilis (European perch) is the source of this 1615-nucleotide messenger RNA. It is a transcript of the gene nopchap1, whose product is annotated as NOP protein chaperone 1. Bases 295 to 780 code for a protein of 161 amino acids. Gene Ontology annotation, biological process: box C/D snoRNP assembly. Gene Ontology annotation, molecular function: box C/D methylation guide snoRNP complex binding. NCBI's taxonomy places the organism in Eukaryota, Metazoa, Chordata, Actinopteri, Perciformes, Percidae. The transcript has 4 exons. The record is from RefSeq and is a predicted model, not a curated record.
AUUGCAGAGCGCAAGCGCAGGCACCUUGGUGUUAUUUAGUUAUUUUUAUCAUAAAAAUCUUUGGUUCGUUACUUUUUCUGAUAGCUUCCGUAAACAUGAGGAGUUGUAACGAUGUUUUAAUGGUCUGGUUGUUUAUUAGCGUUAAUGUUCGUUGUCUGUGCGAUUUUACAGCCAACUUCACACAGUCUAAUUUCGUGAAGUCUUCCGAAACAGGAGAGGGUGCUAUGUUUAUUUUCUUGCCAUCCACAACGGAAACCACCCGGAUGUUGCUUUUAGUAGUUAGCUAAUACAUCCAUGAGUGAGACACAUGUCGACACAAACGUUGCCUCUAAAAUGGAAUUAAACGUCAAGAAAACGAGUUCAAAGGCGUUGCUUUCAUGUGGGAACGGACAAGGUCUCAGUGAGAAGCUUCUCCUCAAGCCAAAGGCUGGCAGACCCCCGCAGACGGAGAGAGUCCCGAGGAGCAGCGUGUUGGAGCGGCUGCAGAGCUUCCUGCCUCAGAUGGCCGCGGCCAAUGAGAAGCUGAAGCAGCAGAUGGACGAGGCUCCGGCUGGACGCUUCGACAUCGAGAGCGUGGAGGGGGCCGAGAAGGUCAUAGAGAUGGACGUAGCGCUGGUGGAGCUCAGCGGGUCCGACAGCGACUCAGAAGAUGGAGAGGAGACGUCGGAGGAGGACUCCGGCGAGGAGAGCGACGUCACAGAGCAGAACCUUAAACUACCGGGAGACAACGGCAAGAGGAAGAAAGCCUUCAUCCAGGUUCUCCAUCCACCGGGAGAGUAGAGAAGGUGGCGCCACAGACUUUUUGGCUGCGUGUUGAGUUCCUUUUCCGCAUGAGGUGAUGCGGGUUUAAACUGACCAGGGACAAAAACCUCUGCCUGCCUCAGGCGUGGAGUGAUUUCAACCUACUUCACAGACACAGAGACAGAGAACAGGAAGACACAGAUCUUCCUCCUCUCAUCCCUAUGGGAACAAAUAUCAUUUUGUACAUUUAAGGCUCACAGCUGCAAAAGUGCCUUUGGAGCCAGAACAGAUGCUCUGAUUACCUCAUCAGCUGACCUCUGAGUGGACAUAAUGUGCAGGGUUUCCCCCAGAAAAGCCCGAUGGCAAGUGUUUUUUUUUCGUCAAGGGCCCGGCUGGGGCCGGUCCCAGACUGAUGGCAGCAUUAAUGUAGAGCCCAAUAACAGAAUCAUGGACGGAAUCGGGACAUUGUGAGUUUUAAAAAGCUAAUGGCUCUAAAGGCUCUACAUUGAGUCAGUGCUAAAAGCUAACUGGAGAUUCAAAAAUAUGACUGUGUCUAAGUUUCCAACCGAGCCGCCCCACUGCAACUGUUGUUAAAAAAAAAAAAACACACACACACCCAGUGGCUAAGGCCUGGUGGGGGGCAAUUUAUGCCCGGUGGGCCACCUGGUUUACAAUACACUGGGGGAAACCCUGAUGUGUUUAGGCGUAAUACUCGCCUUGUUUGUUGGCCUCUGUUCAUAGUUUCAUCAGUUUAGGCCGCAACGUAUUGUGUAUUGUGCUUUCAUGAAGCACAGUUGGGAUCUUCUCAAGGAAGAUAGAUUACCAGAUUUUUUUUUUUUACAUGGCAAUCCAAAUAAAGCCUCUGUGCACAAGC